CUCCACUUUGCCAAACCAUUUUUAGAUUAAAAUUGUUCUCAUGCAAUCUUCACGUAUUUUCUGAUAUUUCUGUAUAGGUUUGUUGUUUGUGUCACCGGGUCCAAAUUUGUUUCUGGUGAAAGUUCUUUUCUGGGGUUUAUUUAUGUUGUCUGCUUAUAUUAAACCAAUUUUAAAAGAAUUUGAUUUUAUAUACACUGGAAGGGGAAGGGGGGAGAGAGGAUUAGUUUGUUGAGCUCUCGUUUUCUACUGUUUGAUCUUUGGUUGUUUGUUGGUUCACAUAACUCUACUUUAAGCAAUCUCUUUUAUUAGCUUCCUCCUUAAUGUGCAGUGGGGAAUAUUUGGAUUUUUUGUGGAUUUCGAGGAAGAGAAGAUUAGGGUUUGUGUUCAGGGUUGUUUUUGGAUUAUGGUUUUGUUUUAUUAUAUUAAAGCCGGUGGCGGGAUUGAGACCAAUAAGGGAGAGGGCUAUGUCAUGGGGCGAUGAGUGGUUAUUUGUUAGAAAAGAUGAAAGUGAAUUGGGUCCAUUUCAUGCAUGGAACAUAACAGGAACUUAUCGAGGAAAUUGGAAAUUUAUGGAGUCUAUGAAUAGCUCUUCCGAAUUUCCAGAUUUCAGGAAAUCGGCUGGUGAUUCAGUCAUUGAAUUAGUUAGCACACCAACCAAAAUAACUGGUGUACAUUAUGUUCAGGGUGUAAUUAUUUUCCAUGAUGUGUUUGAUAACAACCAAAAUGUUGGUGGUUCUCAAAUAAGGGUAGAGGGUUUAUAUAUAUGGCCUUUUAGACAGCUUCGAAUGGUAGCUAACAGUGGAAAGGAGGGAGAGCUCAGUCAGGAAGAAGACUAUAUUUUAUCUAACCCGUACCAUUUGCUUGGAGUUUUCUCAUCUCAAGUGUUCCAAGAUUCUCCACGUGACAAAAUGUGGAGAAGAAAAAAUUCACCAAUUUAUAAGAUGGAGAAACAUUGCGAUAUAGAAAUUGAUGCCCAAAUAUCGCGCAUCUCAUCAAGCCAAAAUGAUGGAGAUCAUGAUCGUUAUCACAUCGAAGGAUUGAUGGAGAGUCCUACAGUGGAUGAUGAUGGAGAUUGUUUCUCACCUUUACUAUUAAAUGUGACUUCUGUCAACAUUGAAGUCUAUUACAAUAAAGCAGUUAACUACACCUUAAUGGUCACCUGUGUCUCUUUCCUUCAAGUCCUUCUGUUAAUUAGACAAAUGGAACAUAGCAACACCCAAUCGGGAGCUGCGAAAAUUUCAAUUUUAACAAUUGGUCAACAAGCCAUCAUGGAUGCUUAUCUUUGCCUCUUACAUCUCACUGCUGGAAUACUGGUUGAAUCCUUAUUUAAUGCUUUUGCAACUGCGGCAUUCUUCAAGUUUGUAGUCUUCUCCAUUUUUGAGAUGAGGUACCUUCUCGCAAUAUGGAAAGCAAGUAGGCCUAUGAAUAAUGGUGAGGGUUGGGAGACAAUGAGGCGUGAGCUAUCAGUCCUAUAUAGCCGUUUCUAUGGGAUCCUUUUAGGAGGCAUUUUGUUCAUGUACGAGUUUCAUAAUUUUUUGCGGCCUAUACUUCUCCUUUUGUACUCCUUUUGGAUACCUCAAAUAAUCACCAAUGUCAUUCGUGAUUCGAGAAAACCUUUGCAUCCUCAUUACAUCUUAGGCAUGACUAUUACUCGGCUAGCAAUCCCAUUAUAUAUAUUUGGAUGCCCUCACAACUUCAUGCGAAUUGAGCCCGACAAGAGCUGGUGUAUCUGUUUGGGUGUAUUUAUUGGACUUCAAGCUUCCAUUCUUCUUCUUCAGCACUAUCUUGGAUCUCGAUGGUUUAUUCCUCGUCAGAUACUACCUGAGAAAUAUAGCUACUAUAGAAGAUUUGAUGCAGAAACAAAUCAUACCACAGACUGUGUCAUUUGUAUGACUUCCAUUGAUCUUACAAAACGUUCAAGAGAUUGCAUGGUAACGCCAUGCGAUCAUUUCUUUCAUUCUGGUUGUUUGCAACGGUGGAUGGAUAUAAAGAUGGAAUGCCCAACUUGCCGCCGUUCAUUACCAACAGCUUAAGAAAAUCUCCCACUUAAUCGUUGAGGUAAUGACUUGAUGCCAACCUUGACCUGUGAGAUGAAGUGUAUUUACUUCUACUCGAGAUGAUUUGUAUUCUUUCAAGCCUACACACAAUCUUGCAGAACUUUGAACAU
Molecule: messenger RNA, 2167 nt
Organism: Hibiscus syriacus
Lineage: Eukaryota; Viridiplantae; Streptophyta; Magnoliopsida; Malvales; Malvaceae
Product: transmembrane E3 ubiquitin-protein ligase FLY1-like
Exons: 15
Coding region: 321-2033 (570 amino acids)
Molecular function (GO): zinc ion binding
Source: RefSeq, a predicted model, not a curated record